AUGUCAGACUCUGCUGGCCAUGAGGAGAAGCAAGACUUCAACGCUCCUGGCGGAAAGAUUGGUAAAUACCAAAUCAUCAGAACCCUAGGUGAAGGUUCAUUUGGUAAGGUUAAGUUGGCAUAUCAUUUAACAACUGGUCAAAAAGUCGCUUUAAAGAUCAUCAAUAGAAAAACUUUGGCUAAGUCUGAUAUGCAAGGUAGAAUUGAAAGAGAAAUCUCUUAUUUGAGAUUGUUGAGACAUCCUCAUAUCAUCAAAUUGUAUGAUGUCAUUAAGUCCAAAGAUGAAAUCGUUAUGGUUAUUGAAUUUGCUGGUAAAGAAUUGUUUGAUUACAUUGUUCAAAAGGGUAAAAUGAAAGAAGAUGAAGCUAGAAGAUUCUUUCAACAAAUCAUUAGUGCAGUAGAAUAUUGUCAUCGUCACAAGAUUGUUCAUAGAGAUUUAAAACCAGAAAAUUUAUUAUUAGAUGAAAUGUUGAAUGUUAAAAUUGCAGAUUUUGGGUUAUCAAAUUUCAUGAGUGAUGGUAAUUUUUUGAAAACAAGUUGUGGGUCUCCAAAUUAUGCAGCUCCUGAAGUUAUCAGUGGUAAAUUAUAUGCUGGUCCUGAAGUUGAUGUUUGGUCAUGUGGUGUUAUUCUUUAUGUUAUGCUUUGUGGACGUUUACCAUUUGAUGAUGAAUUCAUCCCUGCUUUAUUCAAAAAAAUCAGUAAUGGUGUUUACACUUUACCAAACUAUUUGAGUGAAGGUGCUAAAAAUUUGUUAACAAAGAUGCUUGUUGUUAAUCCAUUGAAUAGAAUUACAAUCCAUGAAAUAAUGCAAGAUGAAUGGUUUACUACAAACAUUUCAGAAUAUUUAUUACCAAAUGACGUUCCAAAGAACCAUGUCGAUAAAAAAAUUGAUGAAAAUGCAGUUAAUGCUCUUGUUAAGACAAUGGGUUAUGAUCGUGAUGAAAUUAUUCAAACUUUGAAAAAUAAUACCCAAAAUGAAAUCAUGGAUGGUUAUUUAUUAAUUAAAGAAAAUAAAAUGUUGAUUGAUGAUUUAAAGAAAAAUCCAGAUGAAGCUGAUCAAUUGGAUACAUUUUUAUCUCAAUCACCACCUCCAUCUUAUGAUCAUCCAGAUGGUUCUUCACAUCAUAAAGAACAUCAAGAUUCAAAUGACAAGCGUCUAAAAGAGGAAAUCACAUAUCAACCAUUAUCACCAAAUUCAUCAGGAACAAAAGAUUUACAAAAUUCAAUUGCUAUUUUACCAUCAUCAUUACCACAAAUACAUAGAGCAAAUAUGGCUCAAUAUGGGCCUAACUCAAUAACCAAGAUCACUCCAAUAAGUACCAAGAAAUCUAAAACAAGAUGGCAUUUUGGUAUAAGAUCAAGAUCAUAUCCAUUAGAUGUUAUGGGUGAAAUCUAUAGAGCACUGAAAAACUUGGGUGCAGAAUGGACUAAACCAAAUGAAGAUGAACUAUGGACAAUUAAAGUUCGUUGGAAAUAUUCACCAAAUACAAAUGAAAAUGAAGAUACCAAAAUUCCAGAUAUGAUGAAGAUGAUUAUUCAAUUAUUCCAAUUAGAACCAAAUAAUUAUCUUGUGGAUUUCAAAUUUGAUGGUUGGGAAUUCAGUGAUGGUGCAGUUGCUCCAAAAUAUGAGUUGAGUAAAAAUGAUGAUGAAAUAAGUAGUUUUAGUGCCUAUCCAUUCCUACAUUUGGCUACAAGAUUGAUUAUGGAGUUGGCUGUUAACAGCCAGGGAGGUUAA
Messenger RNA from Hansenula anomala, 1734 nucleotides. RefSeq names its product AMP-activated serine/threonine-protein kinase catalytic subunit SNF1 (gene SNF1). Gene Ontology annotation, cellular component: cytoplasm. The record is from RefSeq and is a predicted model, not a curated record. Gene Ontology annotation, molecular function: protein serine/threonine kinase activity; ATP binding. The coding region runs from base 1 to 1734 and encodes 577 amino acids. Gene Ontology annotation, biological process: intracellular signal transduction; protein phosphorylation. NCBI's taxonomy places the organism in Eukaryota, Fungi, Ascomycota, Saccharomycetes, Phaffomycetales, Wickerhamomycetaceae. The transcript has a single exon.